This is a messenger RNA of Blumeria graminis f. sp. triticale, 1362 nucleotides long. Lineage: Eukaryota; Fungi; Ascomycota; Leotiomycetes; Helotiales; Erysiphaceae. The record is from the annotation of a GenBank genome assembly.
AUGUCUGGAAUACAACCCAGGAAACCUGAAAUUCCGUCAGCUGCAAAUAAGGAAGCUAAUGAGUAUAUUCCUUCAUUUAUAUCAAAGAAGCCCUUCUACAUUGGCGAAGACGACGAUCAGAAUGAUUACCUGGAGCACCAACGUCUUCAGAAAGCUCAGUCUGAACAAUCCAAAUGGUACGAUCGCGGUAAAAAGCUGAAAGCUGCGACCAAAUUUCGCAAAGGUGCUUGCGAAAAUUGCGGCGCAAUGACACACAAAACCAAGGAAUGUUUGAGUCGACCACGAGCGAAAGGUGCCAAAUGGACCGGCAAAGACAUACAAGCAGAUGAAGUAAUUCAGGAUAUUAAAAUGGGCUGGGAUGCCAAAAGGGAUAGGUGGAAUGGAUACGACUCGAAGGAGUACAAGACUGUCACAGAUGAGUAUACCCAGCUAGAAGAAUUAAAGAAGAAAGUAUAUGCAAAGAAAGGAGAUGAAGAUGACGACAGCGAAGAUGAUGCAAAGUAUGCGGAAGAGUCGGAUAUGGGAAGGCAGCAGAGCACAGCAACCCGACAGCUACGUAUACGAGAAGAUACUGCCAAGUACUUAUUAAAUUUAGACCUCGAUUCAGCUAAAUAUGACCCUAAAACUAGAUCUAUGGUCGAUAGUGGUGCAACUGUUGAUAAAGCUGCUGCGUUGGUUGCUGAGGAAGGUUUCAUGAGGGCUUCUGGAGAUGCGGCAGAGUUUGAGAAAGCACAAAAGUAUGCAUGGGAAUCACAAGAAAAGUCAGGGAACACCAAGCUGCAUCUUCAGGCUAAUCCAACAUCUGGGGAGUACUUUAGGAGGAAAGAAAAAGAAGAAACCCUGGCCAAGAGGCAGGAGCGUGCAAAGAUGCUACUCGACAAGUAUGGCGGGCAAGAAGUCCCCGCUCUAUCUAAACUACAGGCCUCAACUAUCAUUGAAUCUGAAAAAUAUGUGGAAUAUGAUUCGUCCGGUGCUAUCAAAGGGUUGCCUAAAGAUGCAGGCAAGUCAAGAUACGCAGAAAAUAUACUGAACAACAAUCACACGUCAGUCUGGGGGAGUUGGUGGUCAAACUUUGAGUGGGGGUAUGCUUGUUGUCACUCGAAGAUCAAGAAUUCUUACUGCACGGGUGUAUCUGGAAUAUUGGCUUAUGAAGAGGAAAACAAAUUGCUGAUUUCAAACUUUUCGGGCGUUAAAAAAUUGGAAGGGCAGACUUUGCGGCUCCAGGAGGAUGAUUCUACGACUGAUAGGACCAGCGCGCGUGAGUUAGCAUUAAAACGAGACAUAGAUCAAGUUGAGUCGAUUCAACCACAUGAUUACGCGGAACAGUCUAAAAAAAUUUGCGUUUCUGUUCGUAAUUCAUAA